AAUGCGCCGUCACGUCAGUAUUCCGCGAACCAUCGACGAGUGUAGUUCGUGUCUUUGUUCGUUCCAAUUUUCUUGUCAUCAGUGACUAUAUAUUCGUGUUCGUAAUUUGAUAACCGAGAACAUCGUGAAUCAUUAAAUUUAUCCUCUGUUUUAUCAAUAACACUAAUAAUUUGUAUAAUUCGUCGUCCAUGAACUUUUCGUCCGUAACCUUUUCGUCGUUCGUUCGUUAAAAGAUGAUGCAUGGUCGGUAAUGUCGCUGAUUAAGGAGUACUGACUACCAUCCGAGUAAACGUUGAUAAUAAAUGACAGCAGGCAAAUUUCGCGAGGCGUUAUUCGAGAAAUGUGAGCGUUGACAAGACGAAUUUACGCGCGAUCAACGAUUUUGCGCCGCGGAGCGCGAACUACGACCUCGUUGGUCAACUCGAGACGAGUAAAACGAGACGGCGUGGCGUCUGUAUCAGCAAACAGCGUAGCUGCGUCUCGCGUUCGGAUUGAAACGCGAGUGAGUGGUUGUUGGAGAGUGAUAAGAGAGGCGGGAUGAGUGCAAGAGAAGUCACCCUUGUUGGAGGCUCUCCUUGGGGAUUUCGUAUGCAUGGUGGGCAUGACCUGCAUCAACCCCUUCGUAUCUCUAGGGUUAAUCCAGGUAGCAAAGCGGCUCAACAGGGGGUGAGAGAGGGUGACUUGAUUAGUAGCAUAAAUGGAAGAACUACCCGGGAUUUAACGAAUAGCGAAGCACAUGCACUCUUACGAAACGCUGGAGAACACUUGAAACUCGGUUUAAAUCAGGAAAAUAUUGGCUCUCCAAAACGACGAAUAUAUAGGAGUAGUUUACAAGAAAAUACUACCAGUGAAAUUCUCAGCAAAACAACGACAACGAAAACUACGACUACAUCGAAUACUCAGAUUAUAACGACCGAUACAAAGAAGAACGAAACAAAUGAUACAAAAUCUGACCAAAGCUACGCCAAUCAGAACGGUGAACCGAAGAGUUCCUUGAUCCAUCAACGAAACGAAACCGAGAAAAGAGUUUGCAAAUUCUUGGAGUACGCUACCGACAAGGGAGAGAUUAACAUGCCGCACAGUGCGCGAAACCGCAGAAAUCGCAAAGGUCGCAACAACAGAAGACCCUUUCAAAGGCAGCAAACUCUGGAUAAAGCCACGAAAGGCAACAACGCCGCCGUAGAAAAUGCACCAAAGAGCAUCGAGGAACACGAAGAGAAUCUUCACGAACCUAAGACGAGCGCAGAUACGAAGACGAACGACUCCGACUCGGAGAAUACCGUACACAGUGGCAAAAUUCAACAGGAGAAUGUCGAAGACGAUGAUGUAGACGUGACAAAGAAUUCAGAUAACGAAAUCAGCCCAAAGGGAGUUACAUCGAAGUCUCGUAGAUACGCGAAAGAAGAAAAGUGUCGAAUCGAGAUAGGUACAGUGCAACCUGGCAUCAAAGUUAUGAAGAUCACAACGAUCAGUAGUUCGCCUCUGGAAGCAAAAAUCGAUCACAUUCCUGGUGUCGGUAUCGUAGAGACUGGUAGUAAAGAUAAGAUGCCGGAUAACGAGGGUAUUGUGACAAUUUCCGAACCUGUGGACUCUUUCUCUGCUUCUACGACGAAGGUGGACAGGAAGAACGAUCCGAAUGAAGAUUCGAUGUUGACCGGCAAUAAGCUGCAGAUUCGCGAUGUCAGCGACUGCGACACGGUAGAGACCGAUAACGUUAAACCUGUUAUCGUUGAAAUGGAAUCGGACGUGGAAAGGGAGCCAACGGAGCUAGGUACGCGGUUGGAAACGGAUUUCGAUGACUCUGACGCGUCGAAGCAAGAUUUUGUGGAGCCGAGGCGUGUCUGGGACAGCGUGAUGCCGCACGACGUGGAGAGGAAAUUGAGGAGCUUCAUCGAGAGUCUAAAAUUGCCGACUUACGUGGAGGACGUCGUGGAACCAACGAAGCCGACGGACCACGAGCGGAUCAGUGGCUCGACGCAUAAGAAGGUGAGGAAACGCGCCACUUUCGAAGCGCAACACGCGCACUUACAGGCGGCUAGCAGGUUUUUGGACAUCAUUCAAGAGGAGGGCGAGAAACUGUCCGAAGACGAAGAGCAGCAUAUAAGAGAUUUUAUUAACGAGGAGAUUGGGAAAUACCGCAGGAGAGAACGCUGUUCAGAUCGUGUAGAACAAAAAGAGGAAUUGAUGCAAGAAAUAAGGGAGGAGCACAGUGUGAAGAUUAAUGUGACCAACGUGGACGAAGAAAUGUCUGAGAAAAAGGAAGAUGCUGAUAAACAGGAAGAUGUUGGUAUAGGAAGAACUGUGAAAUUGGAUAGAGUGGAAACGGAGCUUGACACUAGAGAAACGAGGAAGCCGAUUGACGAAGAUGAUGAAUCGCAGAAGGACCUGAAGGAGGAGAAUUUAAAGCUGAAAGAAGAUAAUGACACGGAAGUGUUGGAAGGGAAAAAUGUUAAUGUCGAAGACGAGUCUGUGGGAAGCGAGUCAUUCAAAAUAGAGGAAUUGGAGCAAAGUAUAGAAGAAGAUGAAGAAAUAUUAGAGAAAAAGGACGAUAAUAAUGGAAAGAUCGAGGAACCGGUAAGCGAACCAUCGAGUGAUGACAGUAUAAGUCAGAGUGAUUCUAAGUUGAAUGUUGAAGAUGAAACUAGUGGUCAAAUGUUAUUUAACGGUGAAAAUAAUGAAUUUAAAGUUUUGAAUAGUGAGCAAUUAAACGAAAAAUGUGAAACAUUAACUAAUAAUGUUAGAAUAAAAGAAGUAGAGAAAGUAUCAGUUGUUGAGGAAGAUACGUCGACAGAACAGACGUCAGAAAAGCAAUCAGAAAUUUCUGAUGAUUUAAAUAUCGGUGCAUGUUGUACAACAGAGCAGGUUCAAGAAAACAAAAAUGAAGAAUUAGAACUGGAUAAAAAUCAAGAUACUUCGAACGAAAUGUCAGAAGAAUCAAAGAUCAAACAGUUAGAAGUGGAUGGUAAUUGUACUCGUUUGAAAAGUGAAGCAUUAAUUGAAAGACCUGCUGGAGAAGAAAAGUUGGAUUUGGAAAAUAAUAUACGAAAUUCUGAAGCAAAUACAUUGUCAGAGGAAACUGAAGAAUCAAAAUCAAUUGGUGACGAUAAUGGUUCGAAAAACGGAGUACUGUGCGAAAAAUUGGUAAAAGAGAAGGAAUCAUGUAUGAAAGAUGACGUUGUGAAAGAUUCUGAAGUAAAUACGUUGCCAGAAAAUCAAACGACCGAAGCGAUCGAAAAUGGAACAAAAAAGAAUGAAGAAUCAUCCCAUAAAAGCGAGAUAAAAUCCGCAAAAGUGAAUGAAGAAUCAUCGUACGAAAUAACAUCUGCAGAAAUCAAUGAAAAAUCAUCACAAUAUGAAACAGAACAUAGUGACGUCGAUAAAGAAUCAUCGAAAGAAAAUGAAACAAAAUCUAUAGAAAUUAAUAACGAAUCAUCAGAAUUGAAAUAUUCAUGUGUAGAAAAUACGCAAAAUGAGAGAUAUACCGAUCCAAAAAUAAGCGUAAGCGAUGAAUCAUUAAAGGAACAAUCCUGUUGCAUAGAAAGUAAACACUCAGAAAUUCAGACUCCAGGAAACGUUAUAUCAGUGGUAAAGACAAAACCUUGUACCCUAACGCCACCAAAAAGAUCUUCUAGCCUGUCAGAUAUCGAUUUCCAAGAGAAAACAACGUAUUCCGGUAUUUACGAUCGUAAUCCCCCAACCCCUCCGCUUCGUCGAAAAAGGGAAGCCAAGAAGCUGAUAGACGUUGACGAUCCUCCCAGUCGUCCACCUCUUCCGAAAGAAAACCUCAGUAUAUUCGAUGCAUCUUUCAGACAACCCUUGGAGAUACAUUCUUUGGAGACUCCAACGAUGUAUAAGAAUAUUGGCAGCCUGAGAACUUUAUUGACAAUAAUAUCCCGCAGUGACGCGUCCGUCAGAAAUAUUCGCGACGCUUUAAGCACCGUGGAUUCGUUGGCUCUGCCUGAGAACGUACGCAAGAUAAUCGAUGAUCUAAGAAGAAGCGGGAGGAGGGCUUAUCUCGGGAGUGACAUUACCGAAUUGCACAAUUACCUUGAGAACGGCGCCGAGCUUGGCAAUGGAGCAACGCCUGAAAUAACGCGUGACUACUUGAAUCGUAACAUACACGAAAAAUCGUCGGCGUCCAAGUCGUCGGCGUCCAAGUCGUCGGCGAGAUCCGACGCGCACGAGCCGGUCGAACGAAUAGUGAAAAUGGUCAUAGAAUCGUCUAAGGACGAGCCUGAUCGAGCUACAGUUUCUGAUAAAUCCAAUCAGAAGCAAUCCGAGAGCAAGAUCGGAACAUCAACGAAUGAAAAUCAGGGAAACAAAACUGAAUCGGAACGGUCAUCGCGUCAUCAUGUUAAUAAGGAGGUUAUCAAGAGUGAAAUGUCGAGCAUGAAGAAGAUUGUAACGCAAAAAAACAUAUCAACUAUGCGUAACUUCAGAUCGCGUAAUAAUAAAGUUGAAAAUUCAAAAGAUACCAGGGAGUUAACUACCAGCGAGGAAGAGUUUGAAGAAAUAUACAAAUAUUCCACUUCAAAGGACAAUGACGAAGUGCAGUCUUACGUUCGUAAAAUUAGCAAGCACGAUAAUCAUGAUCAGAAGGAACGUGAAAAAUUCGAUAGCCCAUCAGAGACACUAGACUCUACUAUAAAAAUCCACCCUGAGCAUUUCACAGAUAAAGAGAAGUCGGAGACGGUGGAUUAUCAAGGUCACGACUCAUCCAGCAGUGCAACUACUCUGAGUACGGUGAAGUAUAACCCGGCAGAUGCCUGGCAAGCUGAUAUUUAUUCGAUAAUAGCGGAAGAAGCAAGGAAAAGCAAGCUUAAGCGAGAGGCAGAGGAGAAAGUCGAGUCAUCCAGUUUGAAAAACAAACUUCCUUUGCUGAAAAACGAUGAAUCGUUUUAUAACACAACGAACUGUCACGAAGUUCCAGUGACACCUGAACCUAUACCCUAUUCACCUGUCGAAGAUCUGUGUUACGCGACCAUUGACAGUGAUGUGAGUUAUGCGAAAAGUCAGUCGCAGAAAGACGGGACUACUAGUAGACCAGAGUCUUUAAAAGACCUUAGCAUUAAGAAAAUCUUGUCGAUGCCGUACGGUUUUCACGUAAUCAACGAGAUCACGAUGCCUAAAUUUAACAUCUUUAAAAGUCUACGAUCUAUCCCGAAGUUUACUAAUAACGUAACGAGUGGUGAGAUUAGAGACAUUCCAUUAAAUAUGCAUGGAGUGAAUGAGCAGCAAACUGAAAGAGCUAAACUAACGACAGCUUUGUCAGAAUCAAGGUGUUCUGAUCCAUGUAAAACCACUGUUUCAGACCAGACUAUAUCAGAGCAAUUAAAACAGAAAGAACUGCUCGAUUCGAAUCUCGGCGUCGAGUUACCCAAGUCGCGGCAAAUGACCAUGGCCAAAGAUAGUUUGGGAUCGUGGGUAGGUUUAUCGACGACCAAAGAUCCCAGGUUGCUCGUCUGCUUAUCACCGUCUCAGCAGAAAACCGCAAUAAAAACGAGCGCGGACAACUUACUGGAUCUGCAUAGGAAAUUCCUAAACAGACACAGCUAUUUCGACGAGGAACCGCCUCCACGAAUCCCUGUUCCUAAAUAUCGAGUCGAACUGCUACCCAUCGACGAAAGUAACAAAGAAAGCGUUAAACGCGAAGUAAAGAUCGAAUUCUCGAAAUCGACGGCUCAUGACGUCCGCACUGAAUACGAUAAAAGAUUAACUACAAAUAGACUGUUAGACAUUAUCAAAGAAAAUUCUGACAAUUCUAAACAUCCAUAUAGCACGAGACCAAAGUCGAGAAACGAAUCAAAGGUAAAGUUUGAUGAAUCGAGGCACUCCGACACAAAGUCGUCUUAUACAAAGUCGAGUACUCUUGACAAUGGUCAGGAGCGUCUCAAAGUCACUCGCCUAUGCGACUGGUUGAACUUAGCAAGACGCGAACCCGUCAGUAAUGCGCGGCACGCGACAUCGCUCUCCGAUGAUUUAUUAAUAGAAUCGUCGGGUGAGGGAAAAGAGCGUGAUAAGAGUCGAUUCAGCGAACGAAUUCAUGGCAAUCAGUCGGAGGUUGCAAAAGAGUCAGGGUCAGAUAGAAUCAAGGAACAUGUUACUGGUAAACGAUCGACGCCAGCUCAUUUCAUCAACGCUGCUUUGAUCGUGAAUUCGCCCGAAAAACCGGAGCCGCCCGUCAGAAGUCCGACGCCUUUCAGCAAGAGCCCCAUUACACUGAACAGUGCUAUCAUCGACAAGUCGGCCGCGAUGCCAGACACUGCGGACAGGAGGACACCGCCACGAAGGACCAUCGAUCCGCGUUACAACGUGAAUCCAGCGUUGAUCGACAAUAAAGUGGAAGUGCCACCGCGUUUGAAACGUGUGAUCAACGUAGACAAAUCGUGCAUCGACACGACGAGCAUUUUCGAUCAAAAUCCACCUAGAAGUCAUCUGGAACCACGACGAUACAGGAGCGAGGAAGAAGAAGAUGCGAAACAGGUGGCAGCUACGGAAAUCAUGCAAAAUCUGAAAAAGCUUCAAACCGAGGCAGAAACUCGAUUGGAAGGUCAUCGAAAGUAUUCUCUACCCCAAGAGUAUUUCGUACAGCAAUUGAAAUACAUAGAGCUGCUGGAGAAUCAGUUGAAAAACGUAAUAUUAGCCGAGGAGGAGGAGAAGGAAGCCUUUGAGACAUUCCAAGCACAUGCGAGGCAACGGUCGCAGGAGAAAGGCGUAACGAAGGAUGUACCGAAGAGACUUCCUUCUUCAGACAAGUCUUUUGAUCGAGUAAAUGCCGCUGAGAUUAAAGAAAAAGCCUCUCGAGACACUUCCAAUGAUGAAUCUUGGGUAGAGAGGCAAAGCUGGCAAGAGAAGUCCGAGGAAGUGAAGGAAAAUUAUUCGGAGACGAUUAAUAAACAUGGUCACAAGGAUUUUUCGAAGAAGGUGCAUCACGAGAACGGUUUCCACGAGGAGGAAUGUGAGAAGCGAAUCGAGCACGUGGAGCAGCAUUCCGUGAUGACCAAGAAGGGUGACAAAGUUCCUGAAAAGAUGAAAGCGGAUGGAGCCGAGCAAGCGAGCGGCGCUUGUAAAAAAGCACCUACGGAAAAAGGAACGACGAAGGACGAGCGUCGUUUUGGCAAAGAAAAUACGUCGCCUGAGAUGUCUAACUUACAGAAAACCGUCAAAGUCGAGAAACCAAGUGCGCCCGCGGCCGUUAAGAACAGCGAAACGUUUCGACAGAGAAUGUACGACGAGUACGUGCACAAGGUCCUGGAGCGAGAGGAACGGAAACACCAUAAAGUGGUGAAAAUCAGCACUCACGAGGAUAUUCAGAAAUUGAAGAAUAAUUUGGCAAAGAGCGACAUGAGCACCGUUGAAAAAGAGUUCAUCGAAAAAGCGAGGAACAGGUUAAAUAAAUUUGGGAUUAAUUUGGACGAAAGCGAAUCUGAAAGUGACAAAAGCGGUAGUAAAGGCAAACGAGACAAAAAGACGAAUGAGAGGAAAGAAGAAUGCAACGAGGGGGAGAAUAUCGUCAAGGUGAAAUGUUUGAUCGACGGGAAGGAGUUCGAAGACGCGAAAAAGUUACCGAAGCAUCUACAAGAAUUCCUUACAAUGUCCGCCACGUUCGACGAUGGAUAUGGUUAUGAUUUUGACACAAGGCAAAGUGAUAAUGAGAACGAUCUUCUGCACGAGAUUGACAAUGCUUUGAAACUCGGCAAGGGAUUUCUGUUUGGGAAAGAGAACGUUAUGUUCGCUCCCACGUUUAAAGCUUCUUCCGCAACACCAGGCGUUUGGUCACCUGGAAGCGAGCCACCUCCACCCCCAAAGGAACCGAGUCCUGGCCAAAAAGAACCUGCAACGGAUACUGGAAUCCCUCCUGUCUGGACGCCUUCCAGCGCCGGAACCAGUCCAGUUCCUGAGAAAAAGGAAUUUCGACCGGUGCAAUUCGAAAGCCCUAUUCUGAGCCGAAAAAAACCAGCGCAGCAAGAAAGUACACAGGAGGCCCCACCACCUUGGGAGACGGAAGAAGAAAAGAAAGAAACGUCACGAAGUUGUUACGACAGCAGCACGCGAAUUGUCAAUUCGCAUUCAGCACCUUCGCAAGGAUUAAGUUCAUUAAGUUCAACACCUCAUCUGCCACGUGCCCAGAAUCCAACUAUAACGCUGCUCCAGAAAGCAAGAGAGGGACAAUUACCGAAAGGAGCGGCCUAUCUGGAGGAGACCGAAACGAUAAAACGACCCCCGAGCGACGAUAAGCCGAUAAUUAGUCCAGGCGAGAUCAUUUACAACGUGAAGAAAGAGUACGAGAGCGAGCCAGAAACAGAAAAUGAACCGCCAAAGAAGAUGGCCGAUUUGGGUCCUCGAAAAUUCAAUGGUAUUGGCCCAACAUCUAAGGAGGGUAUUCCUCUCGUUUUAAGAUCGGAAGUCAAGGAGAAUAAUCAAACAAAAUGGUAUAAGAAAAUGUACGACUCGUUGCAUCGUGCAGACAGAAGCGAUGACUACAUAACCGUUCAUUACAAACAAAGAAGAGGGACGAGAUAUGGUUACGAAAGUGGCAGUGGAUAUUUAAGCGAACCGGAACACCGUUUAUAUUCGGAUCGUUCUGUCACGCUCGACAGCCGUCGGCGUCUACGUAACAAGGAAAAUGAUUUUGCCACGUCGACUAUGCCCAGAAAAAAUGGCACAUUAAAAUAUACUUCAGAGAUUUAUAAAAAUCAACCUGGACGCAUCGAGGAUUACGAACCUGGACGGUCAUCGAUCGCCGAAAAGGAAGCUAAGGAGUGGUGGGACGAGGUCAUGGAUAUAUUUGACGGGUGGUUGAACGAGAAUGGACAUCCCCAGGGUAUGGAAAUGAAGGAGCUCCGAGAUGCACAGCUGAGCCACCGUGCUCUGAGCCUCUCCUACCGACCGGAGAGCAGUUACAAUCCUUUUGAUCAGCGCAAUAGUCGUCCAGUGAAACCAUAUAUGUCACAUGCUCUUAAAGAAUCAGGAUACGAAAGCGAUUCUACUCUGGUGUUUCGUCGCAAGGAAGAUAUCAGCCCGCUGAGUCAAGUUGAACAAAGACUGGCCUAUAAAACUGUUCAAAGCGGUGGUGACGUACCCCUUCAUGGCUUUCGUAAACCCGCUCCAGAACGACCAAAGGACGACAUGGGGAUCGAGUAUUUUCUGAUCUCGCCCACUUUGACACGGAUCCGUGUUCACCGAAAAAGUAUCUCUGCUACCACACCUGCUUCAUCAUCAACCGCUUUGUCGCGACACGAAAGAUUAUCCUCCAGUGAGAGUGGAAUGAGCAAGAAAAUGGACGUUCGAUCGACUAUCGCAAAAUCAAAGUGUCACAGAGACGACAGUUUGACCAAUCCACAACUAGGUAGUAGAACACUCUCAAAUGCGGUCACAGGACCUCCUUCUCCACCUCGAAGACAAUCUUCUAGAAACAGCAAAACAUUGAAACUGUAUGCAUCAACUGCAUCAAAUGUCAAACAUCAAACCAUGGAUAACACGCAAUCUUUUAAAUCAAGACACAAGCAAUGUUUUACAGAAGACGGGUCCAAGGUUAAAUCACUGAAAGAACGGUUUUGCAGCAAUCUCGACAGGUUGAAGCAGAGUCGAAAAAGUCUUUCAACUUCCACUUUAUUUCGAACGUCCUCUAAUAGCUCGAUCUCGCCUCGGUCUAAAGUUUCUACUUCAGUGUCCAUUCCAUUGAACAAAAAGAACUCGGACUCGUGGUUGUCACAAAGUUUACUCGACACAGCUGCGGUGGAAAGUUUCGCGGCCGACAGAAGUCGAUCUCGCGUUUGCGUGGAUACUUCUUCUUCGUGGAAAACUGGUUACGGAUAUUCAGUGAAACCUGACUUGAAACGUGGACUUGAACAUAAAUCAUCCUCUUCUUCGAAGAUCACUUCGAAAUAUCUAGUUCCUUCCCAAACAAAAUCGAAGAAGUUGCCAUCUAUGAAUGAAAUCGGUAAUUCUAUAUCUUAUCUUAAGAAAACUAAUGUUAGAGGGAGGUUAACAAGAAAAGAGCAGGAAGAAUCUUCUAAAAGACUCGCCAGGUCACCGGUUGAUUUAUCUUCUAUAGAAAAUAGGAAGCAUUUGCAGAAAUAUAGAGACAAAAGUAGCAAAGAUGUUCGCACGACGGUAUUGCCAUCAGGAGCUGUUGUCAAAAGUUCCACAACGAUGUAUUCUGCAGCUUUAAAUAAUGCAAAGCAGAAAAGUCCGCAAGACAAAUCUUUGAAAGUAAUAGUUACUGUGUCUUCUAAGGGACAGGAGAUGUUAAGAAACCCAGUAGACUCAACUUCAACGGCAAAAUCAACGUUUGCUUUGAAGUCUUCUUCAGCCACAUCUUCUCCAUCAGUUGUGCGUAGAUCGGUAUUGACAGACACCAGGAAACCGAGGACAAUAGUCAAACAGCAUGAUAAAAUAGGUUCCAGCAGGAAGUUUACGUCCUCUUCUGAUGCAAUUAGCGAGUCAUAUACAAAGAAGAGACUAAGACCUCAUACCAUCGUCAAGUUUCCUACACAAAAGCCAGAGACCAUAAAAAUUAAUCCUGACUCGACUAAAAAGAAACUUGAAGCAAAGAAGUCGAAGAAGGACAAGAACGAAGUUACUGCGAGGACGAAAAAAGUAACAACUGGACAAAAGUCAGAUUCAAAAAAUGAGAGUAUUGAUAAAACUAAUAUCGAAAACGAGGAGCCUAAUAUUAAACAGAAUCCGCCAUCGACACUGAGUAAACAAUCACCCGUGUUAGCUGUAGAAAAAAUUAAGAGACAUCACGAAGUAGCAUGUUCUGAUACAUUUUUCCAGAAUCUCUUUUUAAAAUCAGUUCCUUCAGCUGUUUCAAGUGAAAAUGUCUCUUUCAAGAGAUACAGUGUUAGUGAACGAGCGAGGAUAUACCAAGAAAACAUCAGAGAGGGUAGCAAAUCAGAACCUUCAUUAAAAGCUUUGAAUAUUUACUUAGCUCACAAGCGUCCAGUAUCAGAUUCAAAAUUCAAAAACUGGGAACGUGAGAGUAUCUCUUCUAGGAGUUCAAGCCCAUACGGUGUCAGUUGGCCUGGAAGAUCUGUAUUUCAUAAAGUGAGCAAGUUUGACAGUCUUCUAGGUAUCGAAGACUUUGGAUCAUCGAGUAUUUUACGUAAUCGAAGUCCGGACUCGGCGAAAGAGCGUUUGAAGGAAAGGAGUUCAAGUGAGCCGCCUUUGAAGACUCUGCCAGAACGUUCAGGAUCGAAACACUCAUCUUCACGAACUUCUUCACCAUCUCCAAUUAGAUCACCAGCCUGUAGACGCAUUCGUACGUUGAAGCAAGAAAAAUCAGAAAUUCCUAACACAAUGAUCACGAGGAAGAUUACAACCAAAAGUGCUGGAGAAACUGAAGAACUGCAAGAAAUCCGACCUAAGUUUGGCUCUAAUUUAUCAUUGAGUAGAAGCACGAAUUCUCUGUACACGUCACCAAUUGGUCAUGAAGAGUAUCAUCAAUAUGUACUGGAAAGGUUACACGACAGAAGGAGAUCGAAAAGGUACAAGGAACUGCACGAUUUCUAUUCGAGUCUUGAAAGAUUGGGCGAAUUGGAGAGGACUUUUUCUACCAACGACUUACGACCAAGGAUGAAAAACGAAGAAAUUAUAGAUUAUGAUAGAUGGAAGAAGGUAAGGUCGCACGAAAGAGCUGAAGUCGAGUUCAGUGCUCUGUAUGGAAAGCUGAAGGCUGUUCAGAGGAACAAAGACUUGUUGUUCAGCACCAAAGAUAUCAGUAAGUUUAAAUGGCACGGUGACUGCAGCUUAAGGUGUAAAGAACGAUCUGUUGAAAAUAUUAUUCAACAUUUCAACAAGCUCCAAACUGAAGAGAGUGACCUAGAAUAUUCUAGAAGAAAAGAAAUCUCCUCGAGAAAAGAUACGUAUAAACCACUUUGGCGAGGCACUUCUGUACUAAACGUGGCGAGUACAAUGCAGAAGAAAGCGAAUAGCUCUCAGAACGAGAAAUCCUUGGAUCAUACAGAUCAUCCAUUCUUACAAAGAAAUCUUGGUGGCAGUAAAAAAUUUUGGAGCAGUUUGUCUAUUGAACAAGUAGCUACCUUGAAGAAACAGCUAAACGAAAUUUACGGUAGCGAUAAUUUGCAAAGGUUUACAUCUUCGACAUCUUCAAAAAUGAAUCCUGAAAUCACGGAACAACGCCAAGAGAAAAUAGGAGAAACUGAAAAACACGAUUCUUUAUCAAAAUAUGAAAUUGUCGUUCCACCUCAAGUCGAAGCGCCUGAUGUUCGAGAUGAUGGGAAAGGUCUUCAUGUACGAUGUCACUCUAUGAUCACAUCGGAUAUAUCUCCAAGGGAUCAGAAAUCGUUUACGGAUCGUCCAGAAUUGAAGUUGAAGAGAAGUGAUUCUAUUAGCCAAGGAAAAAGUACAGAAAAAUUUGAAUCUGAUAAAACUCUAUUCAGAAUCCCUCCAUCUAUGAGUGAGUUAGAGAAAAAGAGAUUGUCUGUGACACUUGGAAAAGAAGUUUUGUCAGUUCUGUCUCUUCCAUUGGCUCCCCGUGAAACUCGAGGCAGCAUAGCCGCUGCAUUAGCGGCUAAGAAGAUGCCAAAAGCGACUCGUUCUGCGGCUACAUCUAGCGUAACCAGCACAUCACCUAGAAGCUGUUAUUCUCUGGAGCCGUCAAGUGUUGAAGAUUCAUCGAGAACAGACUUGGGGAUCAAAGAAAGCGACUUCCUAUUGGUCCUAACCCCAAACAGCAAGAGUCCAUCUGAUAGACAGCGAGUGGAAAAUGUUUUGGAAGAAUGGUCUAGAAAGCCUCCUCUUCUAACGAUUGCUAUACCUCAUACGACUACUCAGGCCAAAAUUUCAGCCCAAAAUUCUGGCAGUGAAAGAGACAGUAUGACGGAAAGUUCUGAAACGUCCGUAAGAACGGUUAUUCAACGAAAUAUAGAGUCCCAAGAUGUUCCAGCGAAGAUCGAAUUCUUCGAAAACGUUGAUAAAAUAGAAACCGAUCAAGAUCGUAGAAAAGCGGAGCAAACGAGAUCAAAAUCAAAAUUGAAAUCAGGGAGAUUGUCUUCUUCUCAAAGUUUUGCAGAUUUGAAAGAAUUAUUCGGUGAAACGGAGUCGGCAAAAUAUAGCACCUUGUCUUCGUCAAGGUGCAGAACACGUUCUAUUUCCCCAAAAGCAUUUGUUACUAAAGAAAAAGAAAGCAGCCCUGAUAGGGAAGUGGACAGGCGACCCUCGUUCCGCUCUUGUUCAUGCGACCGUGAACAUGAUAGGCCUCAGAGCAUUAGUCCGUGUCGUGCAACCAUGCGAUCGAAUUCAUCCUGCAGUCUCGAGAGCAUCUGGUUGCGUAGUUCCUCACCAGACCCGGGAAAAUAUUGGCGCGCCUAUUUAAAGCUAGUGAAAAAUGGUACGGUGAGACGUUUGAAAGCCAGAUUUGAGAGUGCCGAAGAUCUUCGUGGAAAUACAGUCAGGACGGUUCCAGUACCAAAAAGAUUUCAGAGCGAUCCUGAACUGGCCAGAUGUCUUCUGAGGAAGGUGGACGAAGGUAAAGUGAAGCCUCAUGAGUUUGCGGACGUAGCCUGGUUACGUCGAAGGUACGAGCCUCGCAGAGGAAGAGCUCGCCGCAGAGGCGAAUCUCCGCCGAUUCCACGUGUUCCUUUGAGACGAGAGGACUUGUCUAUGCCUCACAUCGAUGUUAUCAGUAAGACAGCUGAAUUGAAGGAUUCAGCUACAACUUCUACUGUGACUAAUGCUAGGAAGGCAGAGACUGACGAGCUGGAGGCGAGAAAGUCUGUUGGACGUAUGAGAAAAAAGUUCGAAGAGUUUGCUACUCAAAAAACUUCGAUCCUGGGCGAAAUGUUCACCUCGUCGCCGAAUAUGCACGAGCUGAGAGAUAUCGCCCCUUAUCUAGCUGGUCAAUGGAUAGCACAUAGGUAUCCCAGUCGACGAGAUAACAUGCGCUCGUUGUCCUCGCCACCCAACCUCGCUGCCAGAUAUGUUUCCUCGAAAAGUAGGACGAAUUCCGCUUCCACAAAGACACAGAUCAAUGAUAGAGGUAAAGUGGUGAACCAAGUACGCACCUUGUCAAAAGGUCCAUCGUCAAUUUUGAAACAAUCAGAUGGUUUUACCAGUCAACCGUUUGAUCCUGCUAAACACAGGCCGAGGUUUAGAUAUCAACCACUUCCUCCGCCACUAUCGCCGACCGUUCCACAAAAAGCCACUUCAUGGUGGUCACCAAUUCCCAUCUACACUGCUCGACCAACUGUCACUUUCGAAGAAUACUCGAACGCACCUCCACCGCCGUCAAAAUCUCAGCACUACAGAGACGCCUGCCAAGAAUCACCGAGGCGUUAUGUGGAGGGUGAGGUGACAAUUCACUAUCGUUCACCAGUGCGUACAGAGGCAAAAGAACCAUUGAGCGAAGAAGAGCUCGCUCGUCGAAGCGCGGAGAAUAUGCGACGCGUUUAUGAAGAAGAACGUCGUCGCAAGUAUCUUCAGGAAUUACACGAUAUCAAUUCACGACGACACACUGACAACUUUAUACCAUCACAAAAAUCACCGAUCCCCUUGAAUCGUUACGAUGAUUUCGUGGAUGACUUGAGCCACAGAAGCAGAUCCCAGGAGCAAACACCGGAGCCGCGGCUCGUGGCAAAAGCACUUUAUAAUUUUAUCGGGCAAUCUCCGCGGGAAUUAAAUUUCCGUCGCGGUGACAUAAUAUUUGUACGUCGCCAGGUAGACAAGAACUGGUACGAGGGUGAACAUAAUGCUAUGAUUGGCCUGUUCCCAUCGAAUUACGUUGAGAUUUUACCUUACGAUGGUAUGCGCACGACCCCAAAGAAACCUCACGAGGGUCAGGCACGAGCUAAAUUCAAUUUCGUCGCCCAAACAAAUCUCGAAUUAUCUUUAGCCAAAGGGGAAUUUGUGGUCUUGACAAGAAGAGUCGAUGAAAACUGGUAUGAGGGACGUAUCGGAAAUAGAAAGGGAAUAUUCCCCAUCUCCUACGUUGAAGUUAUGACAGAGCCUGGCCUUAGAUCAGAAACGCCAAUACAAAACAAACCAGUUGCCUCUCCAGCUGCGCAUAGUCUUUUGGCAAAUGGAUCAGCUGGCGGGAAAAUGAGUAUGGGAUCCCAUCACUAUAUGCCGUCCAUACCAGUUAACAUUAACACAACCCAGCCACAUUACAAUUCACUGCCACGGAUGGGCGGUAGCAAAUUACAUGUCUCACAACUUAACGAAGCAUUACAUAUCGACACCCAUUCUGAACCAAUACCAUACCGAGCUCUCUACAAUUACAGACCACAGAACGAAGAUGAGCUCGAAUUAAAGGAAGGUGAUACGGUGUAUGUGAUGGAGAAAUGUGACGAUGGUUGGUACGUUGGUUCCAGUCAAAGGACUGGUUACUUUGGCACAUUUCCCGGAAAUUACGUGGAACGAUUGUGAGAAAUGACAACAAGCGAUAUCGAACCGCCGUCGUUUACCUUUUACCAAAGCACUAGAAAAUCGAAUCGUUAAUAAAGAUAGGUUUUAAACGUUAACGAUAAAGUUCAACGAUACUCUUGUCACUAUGGUCUUUUCCUAUUCGUAAAUUUUCAACGCUAACGGAAACGUAAUGUAUAAGAUAAAAAAGAAAGAAUCAAGGAUGAACGCAUAAAUAUAUAUAUAUAAAAAAGACACGAGCUGAUCGAAACUUUAUCGUCGGAUUCACCAAAAAUUCAUAGAAAAUGAAAUCUAAACUUAAGGCCUCAUAACAUAUAUGUAGUGUAUAAUACUAUUUAGUAAUUUACUAUACAACAUUCAUAAGAAACGAGUGCGUCAGGACGACGUUACGAGAACAUCGAAGUAGAAAAUGAACAUGAUACGAUUGGUAAUGUUUUAUCCGUGUAUCUUUAUCUAGAUCCACAAGUUAUCAAGCCGGAUCUGUUCGUGUGAACGAAAUAAUGUAUAAAUAAUAUGCAACUUUCCACAAACCCAAGUCCAUCGAAUCUACUGUUCGUUAAAACGGGAUCAUUGCGAGCUUUUAUCAAGCCUAUGUAACUUCUGUGUAAUUAUAAAAUGAGAUCCUCGUAUCGGGAGGACUAUCUGGUUUCAGUAACGAACGAAAUUAUUCGUAUUAGCCGUUUAACUGAUCAAGCGACAAUCGUAUUUUAUAGUUUCUAUCUACUUACAGAGAGAUGUUUCAGAUCGAAAGUCUACUGUAACGUAGAAAAGAAAUUUUGUGUAAAAAAAAAGUAUAUAUAUAUUAAAUUGACUAUAGUUUCCGGAUAUUAAUCCUCGACUGGUACAGUUGGGUUGUAGCCAAUUUACAAUUUCAGUUGGAUCAUUUCAUCAUAGAGCACUUCAUUUCAAUACACUAAGAUCAUUUAUAGAGUUUUUGUACUAUAAGAUAUAGGACAUAAAUUAAAAUAAAAUACCUUAAUUCUUUCAAAAUGUAGUAGUCUAGGAAAUAAUCAUCAAGAUUUCUCGUAUUUCUCAGACAUAGAGAAAUAUUUAUUUUUAGUUUAUAAAAUUUCAGUAAAUUCUAAUAAUUACUUUAUCAAGCUUUCUUGUCUUUCUGACGUCAAAUUCAAUUUUUAAGCUUCAGUACAUUUUAAUAAUUAUAUCAUCAAAAUUCUUUUUACUCCUGGUAUAUAUUUCUUACAGCUUUUCAAAAUUUCCAAAAAUAGUUUUAAUAAUUACGUUAUGUAUGAUAUUAUACAAACUAUGGCAUUUUAAUGAGUAUCAUAAUUGACUUUAACUUUCUGCAUUGCUUGCAUUUUUCUUAUAUUACAUUUUCAAAGAAUUAAAAUUAAGUGAUCUACACAUGUUUUAAAUCUAGCCCCAACUAUUACGGUAAUAUAUAAUUCAAAGACAUCAGUUAUGAAUUGAGUAAUUCUUUUUGCAUUUUUUCAUAUAAUGGAAUUUUUAAAAUAGAUUAUAUACCGAUAACAGGUCACAAAUUAAAGUGAAAAAAGAUUAAGGAAAAUUCGACGAUGUAAAAAUAAAUAUGGAUUGCCGCUUGGUCAAAAACAUUCUGGAAAGCGAUGUUGAUGCUUCAAAGUAUAUUGGAUUACGAGAUUAAACGUGAGAUUAAACCGAAAGAUUCUGUUUUACCUCCGUUAUACUUUUGGUUAUACACCAUUUUCUGUGACACGUAAAUAAACAAGAUGACCACGAUGAGCAAAGAAUUUGCAUGAAACUUUGCUAACGGCAAAUUAAAUUUGCGAUGUUAAAGAGUCUCUGGAUCAACGCAAUACUAUCACGACGAAGUUUUUUAUGUGAAAUUUUGUCUAUGAAAUUUUUACUACAAAAUUUUCAUUGCGAAAUUUUCACUUCGAAUAUUUUUCACUAUGUAUAAAAUUUUCACUGCGAAUAUUUUUCACAUGUAUUAAAUUUGUCAAAUCUACCCUACCAAAUUGCAUAAAAUAUUACUAAUUAUAUAAAUUGUAUAAAUUAUACAAAUUACAACAUAGGUAAAUUCUGUUCUGCGACUAUAAAUCACGAAAGAAAAAAAUACUGGCCACCAAAAAAGGAGACUAAAAAUUUGCAAUUUUAGCGGAAGAUUUUCGCAUCAUUUCAGAAAUGAUAUAAACAAACAGAGAGGCCGCUAAGUUGGUUAUAGUAAAUUUACAGCCAAAAAAUAAUGUUCGCCGCCACCAAAAAUAUUUUACAUCGGUUUAAGGAAUCCGUUAAAAUACAAAUAUCUCUUUGCCGUUAGUGAAAUUACGAAUUUUUAUCCUACAUUUUAGAAUUUGUUUUUCAAACAAACCAAAGAUGAACGUUUUGAGUAAUUUGAUCUCGAGCCAAGUACAUAGGUAAAGUUUAUGACGAAUCUAGUGAGAAGUUUGUCUUGCUUCGACGACGCGUUCACGAUGCGAAGCGUAACAGCCAGUUUAGACGAUACGGUAUUUUGAUCGAUUUCUUCAUCUUACUUUCUUUGUUUAUCUAUUUUAUAAUGCAGAUAUGAAUACGUUUUCAACCAUGUUUCGAUAUUACAGUGGUCAAAGAAAAAGUAGCAUCAGAAGAUAUUGGAUACAUCCUGUUGUGAGAGAUAGGUAUCAAUUAGAUUCCUAUCAGAUUCUCAUGUCUCUAUUAAGUACAGAUGAAAUGAAAUUUUCAUCGUGUCAAUGUCUAUAACUAUGAGACUAGCAUUAAUCACGAAAAGAAAGUUAUGGCAUGGUUAAGAACAGUUUUUAAUUGUUAUUAUUGUAUACAAUCAUUAUAUACAUUAUACAUAUUAUAUAUAAUCUAAUUUCUAAAAUUGCAUUAAACACUACAUUAAACGCUACACUAAACACUAAUUUUUAAAGUUACAUUGACCCUCUGCUCGCAGUAUGGUUCUUCGAGACCCAGGCGAAAUUUUCGCUAUUUAAUUUCUGCGAAACGAAAAUGUCAAUCUUCGUGGUUUCUGCAUCUAAAAAAGCUUGCAACUACAAGGCCUUGACUACGCAAACACUGUUUACUUCAUUCAAAUCAGUUCUAAAUACCAUGAGGAUAAAAUGAGCGCUGUACCUUCAGCGAACCAUAUUGUCAUCCACAUCAAUCUUUUGCCAAGUGAAUCUUUUUAAAUGCGUAAUUUUUUUUUAUUUUGUUACAUAUAUCAAUUUCUUGGUGACCUCCUCAGUGUCUUGUAUGACUCCAAUAUUUCUCAUACAUUAGUAAGCAUGACAUAUGAAACCUUCUUUUUUCGACGCGUAUCUCAUACCAUUUUUCAAUAAUAAAUAAUGUACACAAAAAUCGCGCAAAUUUAGAUCUCAAAAUAAUUAUACUAUUCUAAGACUGAUAAAUUUCUGUUUCGAAAUAUUAUAGUCUUAUGGGUAGAACCCAACAAUAUCAUCCUUUAAAUAUUCGUUUAACACAGAACUGUAUACCUUGAAAGAAAUUCCCAUUUUUUCAUAACUUUCCGUCAAAUUUUUAUUUUGAUUGCAAGAAAAUUUAGACAUUUGGCUAAAGUGUCCUUUGUAAAGUAAACUAAGGAUUAUAAUAAGUACUUGAGCAUUCUUUCAGAUUUUUUGAAGUCCAAAACGAUAAGAAACCAGAUCAGAGACUGAAAGAGCUGAUCGCGUUAGUACAAGCCAUGUUGCGGGCGGAGGGUUAAUCCCUAAAUGACAAUAAUUUUUAAACUGUCGAUGAUCGAAUUCUGACAAAUUCAUCAUGCGCUAUGAUUUUUUUCGUUAUAAGAUUCAUUUGUUGAUUAUUUAGAAGGAUUAUAUGAUAGAUAUGUGGCUUAUGAUAGAACAGUGAUUAUAUUCAUAUGUGCAUUUUCAUAGCUCUCUUUGUUAAGCUUAUAAACUCUCGCUUGAAAUUCUAAAAUUCAUCAUUGUUGAAUAUAUGUAAUGAUGGCAAAGGACGUUUAAAAAAUGAGAUAUGACAAAUCUUUUCUUCAUUUCUGGGAAAAUUUAUUUUUCUGAUCAAUUAAUUUCGUCAUAAUCUUUUUCUAAUGAAUUACAUAUUUCCGGGCUACAUCUUUUAAAUUUUUAUCUUUAUAUAAAUCUGUUCUUUCAUCUCAUCUAGUGUGUCUUCGUUCCACCAACGAAAUUCAAAAUUCUCUAUUCAUUUUUGCCAUUUUCCACAUUUUAGACACACUUUGUACUAUACCAUGAUUCUUCUGUAAGUAUGAAAAAAAAAACACGUAUCGAUCGAUUCGAUUUUAUUGGCGGAUCAUCUUAUACAUUGACAAAACCAAAUAUCGAGAGCGAGAGCGCUAAUACACAAACAAACAAUCGGCAAAUGUCAUAGUGACAGCUAUUACACGCUAUACCGAAUACAUUAAUUCAUGUGUUUGGAAGCUGAACGUGCGGCUAAAAUAUAGAAAUGUGUGAAUGCUGCUAGAUAUUGCAAAGAACCACAUUGUCCGAACUGGCUGUAGUUAGUACGUAGUUUUUACUGAAGAUUGCUACGGGAACGUGAAAAUUUUCAAAAUUAAUGAAUUUGAAACGGAGAGUUGAUUUUCAAUUCGAGGAAGGCAUGAGAAUUUCCUUCUAUGUUUGUAGAUAAAUCAGUCGUGUUGUUGUUACAUUCGUGAGUAUCCAAGAGUAAGCGAUUUAUAAUUGAAAGUUUGCCUUCCCAAAAUAAUAUUUUUGUAAACAUUAUUUGUACUCAGAGUUAUAUAUACAUAUAUACAUGUAAAUUAAUUAUAUAAUGUAUAGAAGAUAUAUCUAUAUACAUA
Bombus pyrosoma is the source of this 20095-nucleotide messenger RNA. RefSeq lists its product as uncharacterized. Gene Ontology annotation, molecular function: protein binding. Lineage: Eukaryota; Metazoa; Arthropoda; Insecta; Hymenoptera; Apidae. The record is from RefSeq and is a predicted model, not a curated record. The transcript is spliced from 29 exons. Bases 538 to 15390 code for a protein of 4950 amino acids.